AGCCAAACAACAAAACACUGCAGUUACAUUUCAGAUAACUAUACUAAACUCAUCCACAUUAACAGGUAGUGAAAUUUACUGGAGGAUUCAGGAGUCUUUGAAGAAAAUUUCUUGUAAUGUGUUUUUUUCUGCAGGAGAAGACAACUCUGAAAUAGCUUGUUCUGCUGUUUAAAGUAUUUAUGCUCCAUGAUCUAGAAUGGAAAAUAUGGACAGUGGAUCUUCUCUGGACAUGGAUAAAGUAAUUAACAUAAAUGAACAGUGCCAUAUAUUUAAGGAGACUGAGCUUUGGAAAGAAAAUGUGGAUUUAUUAGAAAAGAGUGACUUGGGAAAUACUAUGUCCUCUUCCCAUGAAAUGUCAGCCACAAUCAACACAGGGAUAAAAUUGGGCCCUGAUAGCCUUACCAGGAGGCGGGACUUGACUGGUAAGUUGCAUCUGCUGAAUGUGGAGCACGAUAGUGCUGACAAUCCCCCAUAUCUAUUUGAUAGGCAUGCUCCAAGUAGGAUUUCUACUUCUCCAACCUUGAGGAGGCUAAGAAAGAACACAUCAUCAGUAUCUCAAAUAUCUCCACUCCAGGACAGUGCUGAGAACAUAGAAACAGACAAACAGAUGCCACAAGUUGACAUUUUUCUUUCUAUGCAUCCAGAACUUCCUUCACACCCUCAGCACUGUUCUCUCCCAUCAUCCUCUGGCAUUUACUCAAAUACAUUGAUCCAAAUACAACACUCUACAUCAGUUAACCCCACAGCGAAUCUACUGGAUCAUAAACAUGAUUUCAGUGAUACUCAAACAGUGCAAAACAGUAGUGAGAACAACUCUUCUCCAGAAUAUGAAGGAAAGGAUUCUCAGCAAUAUAGCCAGGCCUUGGAUUUACAUAAAUCUAGUAGGUCAGCUGUCCGCAGGCAUAGCUCAGUGGUGGUGAGUUUGCCUGGAUUUGAGAUGUUCCCUGGAGACUUGUUGAUAUCAGACAGUGCAGCACAAUUCCUAUACCAAUCAACAUCACUGCAAAACUCAGAAUCCAAAAGGACAUGGUGGCCAUUUGCUAAAAAAGGAAUUAAUAAAGACAAACAAAAACAAACGGCUGAGCUGGAAUAUUGUCUCUCAACUCUAACCAUUAAAAUGUCCGAGUGUGGUGACUACAAAUUAUACAAUGUAAAGGAUAAAACAUGGCAUGAAAUGUUGAAGAUGUAUCAACUGGAGUCAAAAGCCACUAGUGAUCAGUUAGACACAAAGAAGAAAGAAGCUGUGUGGGAGCUAUUCACAACAGAAUGCAACUACUUUCUUGAUCAUCUGUUGGUUCUCAAAAUGAUUUUUAUGGAUACAUUAAAGUACCUGCAGAGCAAAGAGCUCCUACCAGAUGUGGAUCCUGGCCUACUGUUUGCAAACCUGGAAGAAUUAAAUCAGGUGACUCUAAAUUUUGUAACCAGUUUAUUUAGCACCAUUGAGGAUCAUCUUCUCAGGCGAACCCCCUCCCUUGAUUUCAUCAGUGUACUCACAAAGCAUUUCCAAGGUAACCUGUGCCAGAGCCACCAGAUAUACUGUCUGACUUAUACUUCUGCUAUUUUUUACUUGGAAAAACUGAAAAAAAGAGACGACUUUGGGACCUAUUUGAAAUGGUGUGAACGGAAUAAAGAAUGUAAGCGACUCCGACUAGCUGAAAUGUUAGUUGCACCUUUACACAAGUUGACCCGCUAUCCCCUUCUGUUAAAGAACAUUUGGAAAAAUAUAGAGACAGCAGAGAAAGUUAUCAUUAAUUCACUUAAGGAAAAGGUGGAAACAUCAAUACGAGAUUUGGAAGGUAAAGUGAAAUGGCUGGAUAAUUUUCAGAAAUUUAAACAGCUUCAGGAAAUUAUAAUUUGGCCUUCACUUUGGGAUCAAGACAAAAGACAUUUUGUUCCUGAGUCUCUCAAGUACAUGCUAAGAGAUAAUCCACAUGAAAACAUCUUGUCACCUACAAAGAGAUCACUUGUUCUUGAAGGGCGAUUGAUACUUGCAGCAGAAUCCAUGAGAUUUACCGACAUCUAUCUGUUCUUGUUUGAUGAUUUGCUAUUGAUUACAAAACCUAACCGAUAUAAAAAGAAAUUUGACCUGAGUUUAACACCUGCUUGUUCUUUCUUCAGUCUGGAGUUACAAUCUUUGCUUGAAGAAGGUGGUAACUGCAUGGUACUUGGCCAGCCUAUUCCAUUAGAUAGAAUGAUGGUAAAAAAUAUUGAUUCAUUCCAUAUAACAGCAUUGGGACUACGAAAUGCUUUUCUAAUACAACAUGAAAAUAGAUAUCAACAGUGCAUAGGAGCCUAUUUACUUCAAGCACAAACAGAGGUAUCCAAGAAAACAUGGAUAUCCCAGAUGGAAACAACAAUCACCAACUAUAUAAGAAGAAAUAAUCUUUCAAAAGCUUCAUUUUUCAGUCAACUUGCUGAAUCCUCUGAAAUUUAGCUGUAGCUUAUAAUGUUUUUACUUUUUUAAUGUUUUUCAAUUUUUAAAGAAAAGUGUUAAAAUGUUUGGAAACCUUUUUGAAAUGAGAGUACUCUUUAGUUUGAACAGAGUUCAGAGAAUAACUCAUAUGAACAUAUGCAAAUAUCAAUGUUACUACCUUGUUUCCCUGAAAAUAAGACCAAGUUUUAUUUAUUUUAUUUUUGUCUCCAAAAGAGGCACCAGGGGGUAUUUUCCACAGUCUCACCUCACGGCGGUGGCGGCACCGACAGCCCCGCCCAACCAGCCCAUUUCUUCUGCGACCAAAGGAAAUGCAUCUGGAAUGGAGUUCCAGAUUGACACACGCAGUGCCCCCUGGCCUGCAUUUUGCUGUCAGAGGCCUCUGCAGCCAAGAACUAAGCUACGGAUUGAAUCCAGAGCUCCCUUCUCAGCUACAGAGGCCUUUCCUGAAGGCCUCUGCUGAUGAAGUGCAGGCUGGGGGCCCCCGCAGAAGUGGGCUAGUGAGGCGAGGCAGGUGUCUAUUCAUGGGAGGCCUGGCUGCAACGGUAAGCAGGUGCGGAGGGUGUGGGGCAACUCCACUCUCCAUCCCUGCACUAGCUUGAUUUUUAGGUGCGCCUAGCCCCAAAACUAGGGCUAAUUUUGGAAGUAGAGCUUAUAUUAGGCUCACCCCCCAAAAAAUCAAACUAGGGCUUAUUUUUGGGCUAGGCCUUAUUUUUGAUGAAACAUGGUAUGACCUUUAGUUCAUCUGCAUUUACUAAUAAACAUAAAUGGAAAAAUAUAAGAAUAUUAAAUGCCAUUAAACUAACAUUUUACUUAC
Molecule: messenger RNA, 3248 nt
Organism: Crotalus tigris (Tiger rattlesnake)
Lineage: Eukaryota; Metazoa; Chordata; Lepidosauria; Squamata; Viperidae
Gene: PLEKHG7
Product: pleckstrin homology and RhoGEF domain containing G7
Exons: 17
Coding region: 197-2434 (745 amino acids)
Biological process (GO): Rho protein signal transduction
Molecular function (GO): guanyl-nucleotide exchange factor activity
Source: RefSeq, a predicted model, not a curated record